This is a messenger RNA of Zeugodacus cucurbitae (melon fly), 1196 nucleotides long. RefSeq lists its product as uncharacterized. The record is from RefSeq and is a predicted model, not a curated record. The transcript has 2 exons. NCBI's taxonomy places the organism in Eukaryota, Metazoa, Arthropoda, Insecta, Diptera, Tephritidae. Bases 176 to 850 code for a protein of 224 amino acids.
AAAUCGUCUAAUUUCUUUUAAACAUUAACUGCAAAAAUACUAUCCACUACUACGGUGCAACGGCAGUAAUUAAGGCUGAUUAAAUAAAAGACAUAUUGUUUGAAUAAGUUUAACUGAAAAUUUUUAAUCUUAUCAGAUAACGACAUUAACGUAGUUGCUAUUAUCAGUUUCCAAUAUGUCGCAGGAUGAGUUAAGUAAUGUCAAUGCGAAUGAUUUAAAAGAUCUUAAGGAUCGCAUGAAACUUAUAGUUGAAGCAGAUCCCAAACAAUAUCACAACGAUUUUUCCUUAAAGAGAUACAUGAGAGCUUUCAAAAAUGUAGAUGCCGCUUUUCAAGCUAUCUUAAAAACGAACAAAUGGCGUGAACAAUAUGGAGUAAGCACGCUUGGAGAUUCAGAUGCUAUUAAAAUACAUGGAAAUAAAGCGCGAGUUUUACGCCACCGUGACUGCAUUGGACGUCCAGUCAUUUAUAUACCUGCAAAAAAUCACAAUUCCAACGACCGUGAUAUAGAUGAGUUGACCAAAUUCAUAGUAUACUGCCUGGAGGAGGCUUGUAAAAAAUGUUUUGAAGAAGUAGUGGAUAGUUUGUGCAUUGUUUUCGAUUUAGCUGGGUUCAGUACGGCUUGUAUGGAUUACCAGCUGGUGAAAAAUUUGAUUUGGCUGUUAAGUAAACAUUACCCUGAACGUUUAGGUGUAUGCUUGAUUAUAAACGCACCGGGUAUAUUUUCUACCAUAUGGCCAGUAAUUAGACAAUGGCUCGAUGAAAAUACAGCAAAGAAAGUAAUUAUUGUGGAUAACGAGAUUGAUUUGUGCAAAUAUUUAAUACCAGACAUUUUACCAACUGAUAUGUAAUCAGCAAUACAAUUUUACAAAAAGGUAAUAUCCACGUACCGACAAAAUGAAUGUACAUAUGUACCUCCAAAACGAUUUUAUGUAAAAUGUGACAAACAUACAAAUUUUAAGUAACAAUAAUAAAUUAAUCCAGUGUAAUUGUAUAAGUAAACUUUGGUAGUUAAAUAUUCCCAAUGAUUUAUGGUAUCUGUGAGUAGAAAUAUAACAUACAUAUGUACAUAUAUACAUACAUGCCCUACUUUAUAAAUAUGUAUUAGAUGCAACGGCUCUCAACUGUUAUGUUUAUGAAUAUAUGUAUGUCAUUCCAAUAAUCGAUUAAUAAACAAAGGUUAUAAAUGUUGAAUCA